AGUAUUUUGAACGUGGUACUGGCUUCCGGUUCAGAUUGAACACUUGUUUAAUUUAAGCUAACGCUACAUGGCUCUCGCGAAUAUUUCGUGAAAUUGUGAAGAUGAAUCUUUAAGAUAUAAUUCGCCAAUUUUGCUUUGAAGAUGGCGAUUCCAAUGGAAACCCAGCUUCAGAGCAUAUUCGAAGAUGUUGUGAAAACGGAGGUUAUCGAAGAGGCCUUUGCUGGCAUGUUUAUGGACACACCAGAGGAUGAACGAACCAAACUUGUCAGUUGUCUUGGCGCGUUCCGCCAGUACUGGAGCACUCUACCCCAGGAUUCCCAUGAUCAGUGUGUGCAGUGGAUUGUCAGAUUUAUCCAUGGACAGCACAGCCCCAAGAGAAUAUCCUUCCUCUAUGACUGUCUGGCAAUGGCUGUGGAGACCAACCUGUUACCUCCCCGGAUGGUGUGCGAGGCCCUGAUCAGUUCAGACAGUCUGGAAUGGGAGAGGACACAGCUGUGGGCCCUCACCUACCAACUGAUCCGGAAAAUCAUCGGAGGGGUGGACUACAAGGGUGUGAGAGAUCUUCUGAAAGUGGUCCUAGAGAAGAUACAGAACAUCCCCUACACUGUGAGCUCGGCUGUGGUCCAGCAGCUUCUAGCAGCCCGAGAGGUGGUGGAGUACAUAUUGGACCGGAAUGCCUGUCUGUCGCCGGCCUGUUUUUCCAUAACUGAGAUCAGGAAGCUGUACCCAGAAGGAAAGCUCUCGCACUGGCUGCUGGGCAGUCUGAUAUCUGAUUUUGUGGACAGCUUCAGACCCACGGCGAGAAUAAACUCGAUUUGCGGAAGGUGCAGUCUGCUGCCGGUGGUCAACAACUCUGGAGCCAUUUGUAACUCCUGGAAACUGGACCCCACCACCCUGCGUUUCCCCCUCAUUGGGCUGCUGCCCUAUGACAAGGACCUGUUUGAACCGCAGACAGGCCUCCUGAGAUACGUGCUGGAGCAGCCCUACUCACGAGACAUGGUCUGCAACAUGCUAGGGCUCAACAAGCAGACCUUGAACAUUGCUCAGCACAAGCAGCGCUGCCCGGUUCUGGAGGACCAGCUGGUGGACCUGGUCGUGUACGCCAUGGAGCGCUCGGAGACGGAGGAGCAGUUUGACGACGGCGGGACCAGCCAGCUGCUGUGGCAGCACCUCUCCAGCCAGCUCAUCUUCUUCGUGCUCUUCCAGUUUGCCAGCUUCCCGCACAUGGUCCUGUCGCUCCAUCAGAAGCUGGCUGGCCGAGGCCUUAUCAAGGGCAGGGAUCAUCUGAUGUGGGUUCUGCUUCAGUUCAUCUCUGGAAGCAUCCAGAAGAACGCCCUGGCCGACUUCCUCCCUGUCAUGAAGCUCUUUGAUUUACUUUACCCAGAAAAAGAGUGCAUCCCCGUGCCGGACAUCAACAAGCCCCAGUCCACCCACGCCUUCGCCAUGACCUGCAUCUGGAUACACCUCAACAGGAAGGCCCAGAACGACAACUCCAAGCUGCAGAUCCCCAUCCCUCACUCCCUGAAGCUGCACCACGAGUUCCUCCAGCAGAGUCUGCGGAACAAGAGCCUCCCCAUGACGGACUACAAGAUCGCCCUGCUGUGCAACGCCUACUCCACCAACUCGGAGUGCUUCACGCUGCCCAUGGGCGUGCUGGUGGAGACCAUCUACGGCAACGGCAGCAUGCGCAUCACCCUGCCGGGCACCAACUGCAUGGCCUCGGGCUCCGUCACGCCGCUGCCCAUGAACCUGCUGGACUCGCUCACCGUGCACGCCAAGAUGAGUCUGAUUCACAGCAUAGCCACACGGGUGAUCAAGCUGGCCCACGCUAAGACCAGCCUGGCCCUGGCCCCGGCCCUGGUGGAGACCUACAGCCGCCUGCUGGUCUACAUGGAGAUCGAGUCUCUCGGGAUCAAGGGAUUCAUCAGCCAGCUCCUGCCCAACGUGUUCAAGUCGCAUGCCUGGGGCAUCCUGCACACCCUGCUGGAGAUGUUCAGCUACCGCAUGCACCACAUCCAGCCCCACUACCGCGUGCAGCUGCUGAGCCACCUGCACUCGCUGGCCGCCGUGCCCCAGACCAACCAGAAUCAGCUACACCUGUGUGUGGAGAGUACAGCCCUGAGGUUGAUCACUGCACUGGGGAGUUCAGAAGUUCAGCCCCAGUUCACGCGGUUCCUGAACGACCCCAAGACGGUUCUGUCCGCCGAAUCGGAGGAGUUGAACCGAGCCCUUAUCCUCACGCUGGCCAGAGCGACGCACGUGACAGAUUUCUUCACAGGGUCCGAUUCCAUCCAGGGCACGUGGUGUAAGGACAUCCUGCAGACCAUCAUGAGCUUCACCCCCCACAACUGGGCCUCGCACACACUCAGCUGCUUCCCCGCGCCCCUGCAGGCGUUCUUCAAGCAGAACAACGUGCCCCAGGAGAGCCGCUUCAACCUGAAGAAGAACGUGGAGGAGGAGUACCGCAAGUGGAAGUCCAUGACCAACGAGAACGACAUCAUCACGCACUUCUCCAUGCAGGGCUCCCCGCCCCUCUUCCUCUGUCUACUGUGGAAGAUGCUGCUGGAGACCGAUCACAUCAACCAGAUCGGCUUCAGGGUGCUGGAGCGGAUUGGGGCGCGGGCGCUGGUGGCCCACGUCAGGACUUUCGCAGACUUCCUGGUGUACGAGUUCUCCACCUCGGCCGGAGGCCAGCAGCUCAACAAGUGCAUCGAGAUCCUCAACGACAUGGUGUGGAAGUACAACAUCGUCACGCUCGACCGGCUCAUCCUGUGCUUGGCCAUGAGGAGUCACGAGGGGAACGAGGCGCAGGUGUGCUACUUCAUCAUCCAGCUGCUGCUGCUCAAGCCCAACGACUUCCGCAACCGCGUCAGUGACUUCGUCAAGGAGAACGCCCCCGAACACUGGCUGCAGAGCGACUGGCACACCAAGCACAUGACCUACCACAAGAAAUACCCAGAGAAGCUGUACUUCGAGGGCCUGGCGGAGCAGGUGAACCCGCCGCUGCAGCUGCAGUCACAGUACCUGCCCAUCUACUUCGGCAACGUGUGCCUGCGCUUCCUCCCCGUCUUCGACAUCGUCAUCCACCGCUUCCUGGAGCUCCUGCCCGUCUCCAAGUCCCUGGAGACGCUGCUCGACCACCUGGGAGGCCUCUACAAGUUCCAUGAUCGGCCGGUGACGUACCUGUACAACACGCUCCACUACUACGAGAUGCACCUGCGAGACCGCACCAACCUGAAGCGCAAGCUGGUCCACGCCAUCAUGAGCUCCCUGAAGGACAACCGCACCCCGGGCUGGUGCCUGAGCGAGACCUACCUCAAGUGCGGCAUGAACCCGCGCGAAGACAACCCCUGGAUCCCCGACGACACGUACUACUGCAAGCUCAUCGGCCGCCUCGUCGACACCAUGGCAGGCAAGUCCCCCGGACCCUUCCCCAACUGCGACUGGCGCUUCAACGAGUUCCCCAACCCGGCCGCCCACGCCCUGCACGUGACUUGUGUGGAGCUGAUGGCCCUGGCCGUCCCAGGGAAGGAGGUGGGGAACGCCCUCCUCAGCGUGGUCCUCAAAAGCCAACCCCUGGUGCCUCGAGAGAACAUAACAGCCUGGAUGAACGCCAUCGGACUGGUGAUCACCGCCCUGCCCGAGCCGUACUGGGUGGUCCUGCACGACCGCAUUGUGAGCGUCAUCAACAGCCCCGCCCUGACCUCGGAGACGGAGUGGGUGGGCUACCCCUUCCAGCUUUUCGACUUCACCGCCUGCCACCAGUCCUACUCAGAGAUGUACUGCAGCUACGUCCUGGCCCUGGCCCACGCCGUGUGGCACCACUCCAGCAUCGGACAGCUCUCCCUCAUCCCCAAGUUCCUGUCGGAGGUGCUGAAGCCCAUCGUUAAGACGGAGUUCCAGCUGCUGUACGUGUACCACCUGGUAGGGCCCUUCCUGCAGCGCUUCCAACAGGAGCGCACCCGCUGCAUGCUGGAGAUCGUGGUGGCGUUUUACGAGAUGCUCCAGACGGUGGACCAGCACAGUCCCCACCUGGUCUACGUGGACCCCAUCUGCGACUUCCUGUACCACGUCAAGUACAUGUUCACUGGAGACAUCGUCAAGGACCAGGUGGAGAAGAUCAUCAGCACCCUCCGGCCGGCGGUGAGGCUACGGCUACGCUUCAUCACGCACAGCAACAAAAUGGAGGCCGCAGCGGCCGCAGCCGCUGCUGCUGCAUCCGCCGCCGCGCCCCCGCCCCCCAACGUGUCCUCCCCCGCCCCCCCACCCACCGCCGGACCCGUCAGCGUCCCCCUGUCUGCGGCUCAGUAACGCCCGCCAAUCACACGCCGGCUUAGAGAAUGGCCACCGCGAAGUCGGCCAAUAGCAUUCACCGAUCAGGUGCCUGCUAGAGACUCGGUCACACGUUUCCCCGUUUGUGUUACGGUAGCUUCCCCCGAACGGGCGUCGGGGCCGGUGACUCCCCCACCCCCUCCUGGUCCCAUUUAUAUCCACCAAUCGUGCGAAAGCCCAGGGGACUGUUGCGACCCUCCAUUCUCCUGUCUGAAAGAACGGUAAGGUUGAUGAAUCACCCGCCCGGUGACUGGCCUCUUCUGGGGCAUGAUCGUAUCGGCCCGUUUCCAGAAAGGAUGUUUUCUCCGCGUGUGACCGACAACGAGGCCUUCGGCAGCCCUCUCCCGAGUCAUGUGACGGGGGUCAGCCUCCAGGGGCUGUCAGAAGCACUCAUCUCUGUGACUCAGAGCCCAGGACGCCCUCCAGGGCCCCAAUUCCAAUCUUUUAUUUUGUAUUUGCAAACCUUUCUGACUUAAUGACUGCCUUUUACUCGGCCUCUUUUAUGGCAUGUUACCUUUUCCAGGAAAUGCACAAAAUAAAUGCAUUUUGGCUUCUAAGCCUGGGUGUGCAUUUGAACAGAUGUUUUUGAUAUGUUUUCAUUUGAUAUGUUUCCCAGAGAGAGAGAGAGAGAGAUGGAGAUUGGGUAUGUAUUCCUGUGUGCGUGUGCGUGUGUGUGCGUGCACAAAAGACAAGGAUACAAAGUCUUCAGUUUCAUUCUGACCUAAGUGCUGUGUCACUGAAUCAGACCUGCAUCGCGCGUUACUCUACUCUUUAGUGUAGCUUUUUGUCUCAUUUAUUUGUACUGAAAUUCCCAUUCUAGAUCAUGUUCCUUUAGAAUAAUAAUAAAGCUUCCUCCGACCUGGAUUUUAAUGAAUUAAUGUGUUAUCCUUUUGGGUUAUAAGGGAUACAAUUGUAAAUGCUUUGGUAUUGCUCUGCAGGAAAGCAGUUCCAGAAUCUUCCAUUGUUGUGUGUACGUAACGUCAAUACAUGAUUGUGUUGCUCCAGGAAAUCCUUUAUGUAAGACGUGACUACCGCAACAUUUCAUUUGGAAUCUCCCUAACAAACCACUUAAAAGAUUUUACUGCAGCACCAUCUCCCUUGAUAGACCAUUACAGACUGCACUUACUGCCUCAUUUAAUGACACACUGGGGUAUUAUUUCAGCAAAUGCAUUCAUGUGUCCUUAUGGUAUUAAUAUUAUUGCUUUCAAUUGAGAUCCUUUGGGUAGGGUAAUCAAUCAAGCAACGCUCAUCGGUUGGAUAUGUACUUACAACCCCAUCUCAGAAGGAAAAUACUGUAUUUGAUGGUUAGUAUCAUUUGUCUGCUGUAGAAGCGCCUAGCUCAUGUAGCUGUUGGUGUGGGCAGCAGGAUGGUUCAAGCAGAUGCUUUCUGGCCGUUGGGGGCAUAAACCAAAGCGGAGUGAAUCGGCAGAAGAGAUGUGGAAGAUUCAUAGCAACAGUGAGUGGUCUUGGUGGAUGAUGGCACUGUCUGUAAAGCAAUGACUAUUUUUGAUCAGCCCAGAAAAACCGUUGGUCCGUUGGUGCAGAAGGCCCGUUAGCGUUACGGGUGGAUAAGCGGUGAUGCUUCCUCUGUUUUUGCCGCCCCGUUGACGAGAUUGAGUUUUUCAGAAAGCUGUUGGGCGAGAAAUGUGACAAGCUGAAGGAUCCCCGCUUUACAUUGCUAAGCAGUAAAAGAUUCCCGGCUAAAACAGGUGCUCAUGAAUAUUCAUCAGCGUGAGCAGACUUUUUUUCCGAUCUGAUUGCGAAGGAAUCCUUGUAGCAGUCAAUUGCUUGACUGGUGCAAUGCAUUACAGUUCUACAUAAUUAUGAAUAUUCAGAAGUAUCCCUGCCGUUUUUAGAAGAGACCUGGUGCUUAUAGCAGAGAGAGGACAGAAUGCAAAGUACUAAACAAGAGUCUUUGUUAGAGUCGGUAGUUUAAAAUGGUGCUUGUGAUUUGCUUUGUUUGCUCACCUCAGUUCCUGAAGUCCUGUAAAAAAAAUUAUGAGAAGUGGCCUUUGAAAUUCGAGCAAUAGGUCAAUCUCUGGAAUUAUUUUCAUUAUGAAUAUGCCGACAGAAUAUCUCAAUGAUAAUUGUAAAUUAUUAAAGUGGAGUAAAUGCCAUGAA
Molecule: messenger RNA, 6453 nt
Organism: Conger conger (European conger)
Lineage: Eukaryota; Metazoa; Chordata; Actinopteri; Anguilliformes; Congridae
Gene: med23
Product: mediator complex subunit 23
Exons: 30
Coding region: 142-4311 (1389 amino acids)
Biological process (GO): positive regulation of gene expression; regulation of transcription by RNA polymerase II
Cellular component (GO): mediator complex; transcription regulator complex
Source: RefSeq, a predicted model, not a curated record